Molecule: messenger RNA, 877 nt
Organism: Parasteatoda tepidariorum (common house spider)
Lineage: Eukaryota; Metazoa; Arthropoda; Arachnida; Araneae; Theridiidae
Biological process (GO): post-translational protein targeting to endoplasmic reticulum membrane
Cellular component (GO): membrane; TRC complex
Molecular function (GO): protein binding; molecular adaptor activity
Source: RefSeq, a predicted model, not a curated record
UUGAAGAAUAUUUUUACAUCUCAAGUUUUGAUUAAAACAGUUUCAAAAUUAUUUCUCAAUAUGACAUUUUAAAAGAGCCAAAAUACACCAUUCAUACGAGUCAAUUAAGAUGGCUCAGUGUAAGAUGUGUAGGUCAAAACUAAAAUCGGAUGAUGUGAAAAUGUUGGUCAUCGCCAUCUCAAACUUUCUUCUGGACGAAUCAAGCACUUCAGCAAAAUCGAGAAAACAAUGUCUAAACAAAGCAGUCGAUUGCUUGGAAGAUGUUUAUUCCCUGCAGUUAAAAGAUUAUUUUCGUUUCAGAAACCUUCAGCCUUUGAUAGAAACAUACAAAACAGCCAUGGAUCCAAUUCCCAUAAAACAUCGCCUACUUGCUGAAAGCUAUAAGAAAGCAGGAAAUUCUUUAAUGAAAGAUAAAAGCUACAAAGAAGCUGGAGAAGAAUACACAAAAGCUUUAUAUUUUUAUCCUUCAAACCCAGUUUACUUUUGCAAUAGAGCAGCCUCUAACAUAGAACAAGGAGAAACCACGAAUGCAAUGUCCGAUUGCGAGAGAGCUUUGACUAUGGAUAAAACAUACGCAAAAGCAUAUGCCCGUCUUGGACAAGCUUAUUAUCUACGUAAGCGCGCAGAUAAAGCAGUCCGGUGUUUUAGAAAAGCUUUGGAUUCAGAACCUGGCCAUGAUCGAUAUCAAAAAGCGUUAAUGGCACUCAUUCGCUACAAAAAAGCUGGCAAAGCCAGAAUUUUGAAUCAAAUUCUCAGAUUCGGGCGUAACAUAGUACAAUUGACUUCUCUUCCUUUUCAGCUUGAUCAUUGCGAAGGUUCACAGAGUGUUUCGGAAGAUGAUUUCGGAAUUUUAACUGUUUCAGAUGAACUAGAUUAA